AUGGAACAAUCACGACAGCGCUUCGCCUGCGACCGUUGCCAUACGCUGAAGCUUCGAUGCCCGCGCGUGGAAUCGACGGGCGCCUCAUGUGCACGGUGCUCCAAGGCUGGCAGUCUCUGCGUAUUUUCUGCACCCGCGCGAUUGGGACGGCCGCUAGGAUCGUCCCAGAAAUCACUAAACAACAAUACUGCUCCCGCCAACCAUCAUCAGCCGACCGCAAAUGAUGCCGUGCUGAUGGAACACAUCGGUACCAUCUCCAACGACAACAACGAUGGUACAGACUCAACCACGCCAUUGGACGAUUUUCUCCCAGAUAUGCUGUCUACCGAUGCCGCUUCCAUGGAUGCUUGGAAUAAUGCCUCAGUGUUGCUCGAUAAUGGUCAAAUGUCAGUCGUAGCCCAACACGAUCUGCCUUUGGGACCUCUGCAAUUCAGCCCGACCCACAAAUUCAGCACAAGCCGUUGCUCUGCUGUGUCACCCGAGCAUCAGCGACACCUGUCUAAUACCAUGUUAGAUCAGUAUGAGGUUGGGAACACUGUGGAAAAGUGCCUCGAGUGUAGCACAGCCAUGAUGCAGACCGCUGCCCUGGAUGCCGACGGGGACACCAUUCAGGACAUUAUGUCUCAGCUCUCUUCUCUCAUUGUUGCUAGUCAUGGGCAUAGGAGACUGGCUGACGGCCAGCUACGCCUCCUUCAGCUCCGCCUUAAACACAAGCAUGCUGUCGUCGACGAAGCUUUAAGUCGGUCGGUAAUACCCGAAGACAUGACCACAGCUAGCGACUAUUUUACCACUCGGAACUUGAUAAGAACACAGCAGUCAUUCAGGGAUGUCAUUCGGCGGGCGACGAGGGUGACGACUGACAGUGACGGACAUUUCCCAUCGCCUGUUGCGAGCUCGUCUCGUGGCGAUAUUGAUGCUGCACCGAGUAGUCAAUCUUUCGGCACCAUCGACAGGCGGUAUACUACAAAGUCGACAAACACUAGCCCAACCCAACGCCAACCCACAAUGGAGCAAAGUAAGACCAGUCAAUACAAUGAUUACCGGAACGAAACGUCUCACAGCUGUGUGCUGGCAUUGAAGCUGAUUCUCAACUGCUACUCAGAGAUCCUCGAUAUCUUUGCCACGACGUUUGCCAUGAUCGAAACCACCAUCAACCAUUAUCCUUCGUUCCUACCAAUUAGUCUGACAGUCCCAGCUUUUCUACCGAGCUCAGGAAACAUGAUGGAUGCAUCUUUCUCGAUAUUUACUGCCAACCAGCUCACACAACGGCUUUUCGAGAUGACGAAAAAGGAUAUGCAAGAUAUGUGGGAUCGUCACAAUGCACAUUUGCUGCAAGCCGAUGGAGAUUCAAGUAGCGGUGAUAUGCCUCCAAGAAGAGUUCGCAGCAGCUUACAAGACUCGGUCAUCCAAAUGACUUUCCAGUUAAGCUGGGAGAAAGAGGCCUCUAUAGCGCGAGUAAUAGAGGAUAUAGGCGAAAAGCUGAAUGAACUCAUGGAUAUGUCCUGA
Pestalotiopsis fici W106-1 is the source of this 1506-nucleotide messenger RNA. RefSeq lists its product as uncharacterized. The record is from RefSeq and is a predicted model, not a curated record. The transcript has 2 exons. Lineage: Eukaryota; Fungi; Ascomycota; Sordariomycetes; Amphisphaeriales; Sporocadaceae. Gene Ontology annotation, molecular function: DNA-binding transcription factor activity, RNA polymerase II-specific; zinc ion binding. Gene Ontology annotation, biological process: regulation of DNA-templated transcription. Bases 1 to 1506 code for a protein of 501 amino acids.